AUGGAGAAUUACGUCACGCAGAUUUCCCGAGACGACCUGGAAGACCUGAGAGAGGCCUUUAAUAAGAUCGACAUCGAUAACAGCGGCUACGUGAGUGACUAUGAGCUUCAUGAGCUGUUCAGGGAGGCCAGCUUCUACCUGCCGGGCUACCAGGUGAGAGACAUCAUCGAGACCUUCGUCGCCGGAGACACAAACAAGGACGAGAAGAUCAGCUUUGAGGAAUUUGUCGGAAUCUAUCAAGAACUGAAGAGCAAACAGCUCAGUGAGACAUUUAGGAAAAGCAUCACCAGGAGAGAUGGGAUCUGCUCCUUUGGAGGACUGUCAAGGAUCUCCAACGAGGGAACACAGCACUCCUACCGUGAUGAGGAGAAGGUAGCUUUUGUGAAGUGGAUCAACAAAUCUUUGGCAAAAGAUCCAGACUGCGAACAUCUGCUGCCCAUGAACCCAGACGAUGACAGCCUCUUCUCCUCUGUCCGCGAUGGCAUCCUGCUAUGCAAGAUGAUCAACCUCUCUCAGCCCGAAACAAUCGACGAAAGAGUCAUCAACACCAAGAAGCUCACCACCUUCACGAUGAGAGAUAAUGUGGUCUUGGCCUUGAACUCAGCCUCAGCGAUCGGCUGCACGGUGGUGAGCAUCGACGCUCAUGAUCUGAUGGCCGGGAAACCUCAUCUGGUCCUGGGAAUGAUCUGGCAGAUUAUCAAGGUCGGCCUCUUUGCUGAUAUAAAAAUCAGCAGGAAUGAAGGUCUGAUCAGCCUCCUGUUACAUGGAGAAGAACUGGACGAUCUGUUGUCUCUGUCACCGGAGGAGCUGCUGCUCCGUUGGGUCAACCAUCAUCUACGCAACGCCGGGACAGACACCAUUAGCAACUUCAGUGAUGACAUCAAGGACUCGCGGGCCUACUUCUACCUGCUGAGCCAGAUCGCCUCAGAAGAAGUGCAUGGAUUCAGAAGAGUCCAAAUUGACAUGAAUGGCCUCAAUGAGAGGAAUUUGGAGCACAGAGCUGAGCUGAUGCUGCAGCAGGCGGCCAAACUGGACUGCAGGCAGUUUGUUUCUGCUCUGGACGUCACAUCUGGAAACAGCAAACUGAACAUGGCCUUCGUGGCGAACAUGUACAACAUGCAUCCUGGACUGCAAAAGAGUCACUUCAAUGGCAUCGAGACGGUUCACGUCGAGGAGACCAAAGAAGAGAAAACCUUUCGCAACUGGAUGAACUCUCUUGGCGUCUCUCCACAUGUCAACUAUCUUUACAGGGACCUGUGUGAUGCUCUGGUGAUUCUGCAGCUUUAUGAAAAGGUCAAUGUGGAUGUGAACUGGAAGAGAGUGAACCGUCCUCCUUAUCCCGUCCUGGGGAAAAACAUGAAGAAGCUGGAGAACUGUAACUAUGCAGUGGAGCUGGGCAGGGAGGUAGCUCAGUUCUCUCUGGUUGGAAUUGGAGGACAAAACAUAAAUGAAGGGAGUCCUCUGCACACCCUGUCACUGGUCUGGCAGCUGAUGAGGAGGUACACAGUUAUGGUUUUGUCAGAUCUGGGCACUGGAGAGAGGGUCGGAGAUCAGAUCAUCCUGGACUGGGUCAACACCAUGCUGAGCCAGAAACAGAAGAAAACACAGAUCAACAGCUUCAAGGACCAGCUGAUCAGCACCAGUCUGCCAGUGUUUGACCUGAUCGACGUCAUCGCUCCCGGUUCAGUCAAGUGGGACAUGGUGAAGAAAGGAGACAGAAAAGGAAUGAGCGACGAUGAUAAACACAACAAUGCCAAGUAUGCAAUCUCGUUGGCUCGUAAGAUCGGCGCUCGUGUCUACGCUCUGCCCGAUGAUUUGGUGGAGGUGAAUCCCAAGAUGGUGUUGACGCUGUUCGCCUGCCUCAUGGGUCAUGGAAUGAAAAAGGCCGACCGCUAAAACAGACAUGAACAAACCUAAAGAAAAACAACCAAUAUGCAUAUCAUUUCUUUUUUUUUUCAUCCUUUAUUAUCAUUGUAAUCAUCUUUUUCUUUGACAUAUAACUUUGUGGUAAUCACCAGACAGAACGAGGCAUUCUGUUGUUCUUUUAAAAACUGUAAACUUUACCUAAAAAUCUUUUCUCAUCAGCAGAGCAUUUAUUUAUGUGAUUUUACAGAACAAGCUUCUAAUUGUUCUUUGCUUUAUUAUAUUUAAUAAGAUAUUACUAUUCUAUUUACUUCUUCUGUGAUAUGAUAGAAGACAUAGCAAACACUCUUUCAGCAAACACUUUAAGUCUGUAAAUGUUGUGCAUUAAAUAUUGCUAUUUAAUU
Messenger RNA from Stegastes partitus (bicolor damselfish), 2267 nucleotides. It is a transcript of the gene pls1, whose product is annotated as plastin 1 (I isoform). The record is from RefSeq and is a predicted model, not a curated record. The transcript has 15 exons. NCBI's taxonomy places the organism in Eukaryota, Metazoa, Chordata, Actinopteri, Pomacentridae. Gene Ontology annotation, biological process: actin filament bundle assembly; actin filament network formation. Bases 1 to 1896 code for a protein of 631 amino acids. Gene Ontology annotation, cellular component: actin filament; cytoplasm; actin filament bundle. Gene Ontology annotation, molecular function: calcium ion binding; actin filament binding.